Molecule: messenger RNA, 1531 nt
Organism: Closterium sp. NIES-67
Lineage: Eukaryota; Viridiplantae; Streptophyta; Zygnematophyceae; Desmidiales; Closteriaceae
Source: the annotation of a GenBank genome assembly
UGCACAUAUCUCCUCCUGGCCUCCUCAUGUUUGUCUAGCAGUUCUCGCCGUACCACCGUGCCCAACCCACCCUUCCAGCACCCAUCCUCUCGCCUCCCCGCCGAUCGCGCUAUGUCGUCGUCGGCGGUCGACGCGGCAUGGCAGCGCCUCAAGGCCGCCACCGCACCCGCAGCCAUGGCGGCAAGCCGGCGCUCCGCAACCCCCGCCGCCGCCGCCGCUCCCGCAGUGCCGCGCGGGGAGGAAGGCGGAAGCGCAACAGCCGCCGAUCUAAACGCCGAUGAGCCAGGCGCGGCGGAUAUUGCGGCGCCAGCAGCGGCGGGGAAUCCGGGCGAGGCGGUGAAGGUGCGGGAGGCGCGCGUGGAUCUGAUCCUCACGCAGCGCCUGCGACAGUGCGGGGGCGCGCAGCAAACGAGUAGCGGCAGCGCGGAGAAGAAAGCCGUCCCGUCGUGGGUGUUCGAUCUGGGCCUGAAGGCCCGACCAACCGUUUCCCUGGCAGCUCCUGCGGGUGGCGCUGACGUGAGGGGGGAGGGGGGCAAGAGGAGGGGAGAGGAGGGGGGAGUAGGGGCGGAUGGAGCCGUACCUGCUGGGGCGAGGGGUGGGGAGGAGCGGGAGGGGGGGAAGGUGGAGGUGGAAGGGGAGGAGGAGGGCAGGGGAAGGGAAGAGGGGAAUGCGGCGAGGGAGCUUGCUGACGUGGCAAGAGGGGAGGCUGCCGCCGCAGCAGCAGCAACAGCAGGCGUGGAACGAGCGGCGGCAGCAGCAGCAGCACUGAGAGCCACGCAGGCAGCAGCGAGUGGUGCUGUUGGGGAUGAGACCAAGGUCAAAGUGCGAGAGGUGGUGGACUUUGCAGGCGAGGCAGUGGAGGUGGUGCGGGUGCUGGACCCAAGGUCCAAGGAGGCUGCAGCUGCCAAGCGCAAAGCAGACAUGCAGGCGUCCACCUCCAAGGGGCUGGACGCCAUUCUGGCGCAGAUGGAGAAGAAGAAGAAACUCAACAUCCUGGACAAGUCCAGACAGGAUUGGAGCGAGUACAAGGAGGGCACGGGCGUGGCGGUGGAGCUGGAGGAGUACCGCAGGAGCGGCGCCACCUAUACAGAGAAAAAGGCUUUUCUGGGGCAGGCUGACCUGCGGGAGUACGAGCGCGAGAGAGACGCCAAGCUGGCUGCGCUCGCCAGGAGGCCCAGGCCCACUGCAGGGGAUUGAGUUCAUUAGCGGCGCCACCUACCUACACAGUUGAGAGGGCUUUUUUGGGGUACGCUGACUGCGGAAGAGACGCCAAGCUGGCUACGCUUGCCAGGGGACCUCUGGCCACGGCCACAGCUGGUGGUUGAUGGCUGUGAGUGCCAGGAUGGAGGAGAAGGGCGUUUUUGGGCAGUGGAGAGAGAGAGAGAGAGAGAUGCCAAGCUGGCUGCACAUGCCAGGAGACCAUGGCCGGAAUGUCAAACAUGUGUAUUAGUUAUGUUUGCAUAGACUGUAUAGGGUCACCUCUUAGAGGGUACAAUACUUAGGUAUAUCUAUCUGUACUCUCCCACUACUC